GCUAAAAUCUAGAUCAUGGCGCAUGCGAUGAAGUGAGGUUAUUGAUUUAUUUACCAAUACUGACUGCUCAGUAGGCUUUAUUCUGUACUUUUAUACAAUUUUCCACCAAUAUUCUAUACUUUUAUACAUUAUCAAUCUAAGAAAAUUAUAUAAGGUAACAAAAUGGAUAAAGGUGAUGGAUGUUCGGAAAGCAUUCCUUUUAAAGUGGUAGAUUGGAGCCGGGAGCGAAAAUUUGGCGUGGUUGCUUCUUCUCUACAGGAUUUUGUCGACAAAGCUUGCGAAAAGCUGAACAUGACUGGUCCAGUGAAAGUUGUUCUGGAGCUAGACGGCACAGAGGUAGACGAAGAGGAGUAUUUCAACACUUUGGAGUGCAACACUUGUCUAAUGGUGUUGGCCGAUAGCGAGAAAUGGGUGCAACAAGGGCGUCAUUUGAGAAUACCUGGCGACACGGUGGACGGGGACCGGUGCGGAGGAGGGAGAGACGGAGCGGUGCGACCACUGUUGAGUCGUAUCCAUGGUGACGUGGCUCAUGUUAGCAUGCUGGGCGGUCAGGAGUUGGAGCUGCUAUCAGACAUGGACCCUGACAGUCUCACAGAUAUCAUACCCGAUAGGAGUUUUCUGGAUCAGCUGAAAGAAGCGAGCGGCCGAUUCCUAUGCGACAAACGUCAGGCGCAAGAGGCUCUGGACCUGCUCAAACUGUACCAUACGGCAACCGUAAUGCAGGAGGACAUUGCCAACAAAAACCGCAUCGCCCAAUAGCUCUAGGUAGGCUGCUCGUGUUCGUGCUGUCUGCAGCCGCCAGCCCGGCGCACCACUGCCGACAGCACACAUUGGAGCUCCACCGUUCACCUCACCUCACCCCAUCACAUUUUUCUAUAGUAACGUUUUCUAAAGUGAGGUUUACGUUUUGAUGGCAGUUUUUGAUUGAUAUUGGUGUCGCUAUCCUUGUCUGUCAUUCCACAAAGCACAUAGCUCCAUCCCUUUGCACCUCCGCAACGUUUCCAGAUCGUGUUUUAACAAUGAAGAAAAACCGUUGAUUAUUUAUUUAUUAUCACUAAAUGUCAUUGGCUAUUACAAAAUAACAUUGACUAUAAUUGUCACAAAAGUUAUUACACAACAUAUUUCCAACAAUAUACAUAACAGUUAAUAAAUAUGCUGAGCAUUUCAAUUACAGUACAUUCCUGUAAGAAGUAAAACAACAAAAAGACAGAACAAAGGUCUCAAACUUAUAUAUUAACAAAGUAUUCAUUCUCAUUUAUAAAAAUCUAUCAUUGAAAAUCUAUUUUCUUGACGUAUGAAAUUCGACAUUUCAAACAAGAAAGAAUAAACAGUUGAGAUUCCAUCAUAGCCACCUCAAAUUUGAGGUCCCGGCCUACGAUAUUGCAACGUCGCAGUGUAGGCCUAGAAUCUAAUACAUGAUUGGUGAAAAAUAUUUAAAAAAAUACCAGCUGAUCUUUUUCGCCAAUCACGUAUUAGAUUCUAGGCCUACGCUGCGACGUUGCAAUAUCAUAGGCCGGGGCCUUUUAUUAGAUGUGGCUAUGAUUACAUCAGAUAUACCGGCAUCAUCUAUCCUCUACUGAAAGGGUUCUCCUAUCUUUCUCCACUGCCAUUAUAACGUGGACCUGACUGAAGUAAGCAUAUCGACGCUCCCAUAAAUGACGCAACAUCCAUGAAACCAUAAAUGCACCAUAAAAUAAUUAUGGUAGUAGAAGGUGAAAUUCAUCACAUUCAUAGCAUGAAGCAAUCGUUAAAUUUUAAUGCGUAAAUUGUUUAUCCAGCUCAAAAAUUUAUGAUCUUGACAUGAAAAUGUUGAUAAAGAGUUUUUAGCAGUGAUGUGAUGUUUUGUUUCAAGUUGAUUGUUAUUUAUAGUAAUUGAUGUCAUUUAUGAUUGAAAGUUAUUGAAUAUUUAAAUUCAGUCAAUCUAUUUUCCAUUUAUGAUUCAUCUAUUUUCCUAUUCAUUUUUUAAUCCAUUUUUUAAAAAUAUAUCUGAAGCUCAAAAUAAGUAGUAAUCUAUUGCUUUCAAUUAAUACAAUACAUUGAAAAAGCAUGGGUGGUCAAGUCUGCUAAAAUUGGAAUUUUAUUCAAAAUUAGAUUAAAGUACUUUGUACGGUACCUAAUUUAUUUUAUUUACAAUUUUCAAAAGAAUAUAGAAGGAAUUUAUAACGGAAUUGUUUUUCUUUUGUAGCAAAUUCAAGAUAGGUUUUCACAUACAUGACAUCAAUUACAAAAUCUCAAUGCAAAGUAAGCCAGUUUAUUUGUUCAGUAUGAAAAAUCUAAAAUUCUGGGAAGUCUGUAAAACUAUGGAAAUUUUUGAUAUGAAUACAGUUAUAUUUCAAUUGAUUCAGUUCCUAUUAAAUUUUCCAAUGUUCUUCUAAUAUAAUUCACAGUUGAAUGCAGAGUUAAUUUGAAGGAGAAACUAAGAAUAACUAACUCAAGUUUUAUUGUAUUAUAAAGGUUGAAUAAUUUGAAAAAUAUGAAUGCACAAAAGAACUC
This is a messenger RNA of Nilaparvata lugens (brown planthopper), 2493 nucleotides long. RefSeq names its product DNA fragmentation factor subunit alpha-like. The coding region runs from base 163 to 759 and encodes 198 amino acids. The record is from RefSeq and is a predicted model, not a curated record. The transcript is spliced from 5 exons. Lineage: Eukaryota; Metazoa; Arthropoda; Insecta; Hemiptera; Delphacidae. Gene Ontology annotation, biological process: regulation of apoptotic process; apoptotic process.